Ylistrum balloti is the source of this 2728-nucleotide messenger RNA. Its product is annotated as serine/threonine-protein kinase RIO3-like. The transcript has 11 exons. Gene Ontology annotation, biological process: protein phosphorylation; maturation of SSU-rRNA. NCBI's taxonomy places the organism in Eukaryota, Metazoa, Mollusca, Bivalvia, Pectinida, Pectinidae. Gene Ontology annotation, molecular function: ATP binding; protein serine/threonine kinase activity. Bases 70 to 1656 code for a protein of 528 amino acids. Gene Ontology annotation, cellular component: preribosome, small subunit precursor; cytosol. The record is from RefSeq and is a predicted model, not a curated record.
ACGUUUGGGUUAUCUAAAAAAUAAACAAGAAAUAUUGCACAACGUUGAAGAAAUUUUCGAGGGCCGGUCAUGUCUUCCCCAUGGGGUAAGGUCACCAGUGACCCGGUAGAGCCGCGUUCAUUUCAAGAUGUGAUGAGCGAACAACUGGCAGCCGAUCUCGAGGAGAAGGAAGUUUUAAAAGAAUGGGAAUUAGUCAGUCAAGCAGAGGUGGCGCCUGAGAUCAAUUUAGCCACGCUCACCUCAGGAAUGGGCUCUGAAGAUACCAAAGACGACCAUAUGCUGGCUCAACUUCUGCAGAUGGAGUUUGAUAAAGAGCAUGACCUUGAAGUGAAGGCUAGGGAGAAGAAAUACAAUGGUGACAGUAAAGUGUCGUUAUCCUUUGAGAACUACAGAACAUUACACCCAGCUUAUCGAGAUGAAGAAGAUGAGGUUGUCCCCAAUUUGGACGAAGAUUAUGAAGUGGAAAUGAAAUGGGAUGAAAAGCCGCCAACAUUUAAUAGCCAAGGGACAUCAGGCAAGGGAAAAGAUAUGAUCACCAAACAUGACUCCUCUGUAUGUGGCCGAAGGAAUGCGUCUAGAAUGAUGGAGUUUCCACCAGAGUUCGAAGUUGGAGAUGGUGAGGGAAUGGACAUGAAACUACCUAAUCAUGUAUACAAUAAACUUAAACUCCACUCCAUCGCAGAAAAUAAGAGAAGUCAGAAACUUCAUGAGAAAAAGGAACAUUCUACAGCGGAGCAAGCAAUGGAUCCACGAACACGUUUAUUGCUGUACAAGAUGGUGAACAGCCUUGUCCUGGACUCUGUCAGUGGCAGCAUCAGUACAGGCAAAGAAUCAGUCGUCUUUCAUGCCUACGGUGGAGAGAUUGCUGGCGAAGCAAUGCCAAAAGAAGUUGCAAUCAAGGUGUUUAAAACCACACUCAAUGAAUUCAAAAAUAGAGAGAAAUAUAUACAUGGAGACCACCGAUUUUCAAGAGAUGACUUCAAAAAACAGAAUCCCAGAAAAAUCAUAAAAAUGUGGGCAAUGAAAGAGGCAGCCAAUUUGAACAGAAUGAAGAAAUUUGACUUGCAGUGUCCAGUUGUACAGGUUCAGAGGAAACAUAUACUUGUUAUGUCAUUUAUUGGGGAGGAACAGAAACCAGCCCCAAAACUAAAGGAUGCUGUCAUGUCUGUAGAGGAUCUAGAGGAUGCUUAUAGCCAAACACUAGAGUUUAUGAAGACAAUGCAGCACAAGUGCAACUUGGUACAUGCUGAUUUGAGUGAAUACAACAUGCUUUGGUGGCAAGAAAAAGUUUGGGUGAUUGAUGUUAGUCAGGCAGUUGACACUACACAUCCACUGGCGAUGGAGUUCCUGCAUCGCGAUUGUACAAAUGUUUCCAAGUUUUUCCGUUCUGGUGGUGUUCAUCAGGUAAAAACCCCUGAGGAAUUGUUUAAUUAUGUGACUGGAUUGGACAUUUCUGGUGAGGGAGCGGACUUUGUUGCUCAGGUACGACGCUACGACAAAGAGAAAUCUGAGGAAUAUCUUCUGUGUCCAACAAAUCGCAAGCAAUUUUCGUUUGACUUUUUUUUCGACAAGUCCCAAAGGGAGAGAGCAGAAGCUUUGAAAGAGGUUGGAUUUUCAGACAGUGAAGAAGAGGAGAUUGAAAAUAAAAACAACUAGUUUUACAUCAGUUUUUAAACAGAAGCCGAAUAAUUUGAAUUUCAGUUAAUGAUAACAGCAAUGCUAAAUACUGUUGGAUACCCCUGUAUCAAAUGCGUCAACUUUUUUUUCAACCUAAAUGAUGUACCAGUCUACUAAACAAAGAAAAAAAUUACCAUGAAAAAUUAAUAAUAUUUGUGUGGUCUUCAAUUUAUUAAAGUUAGAGCUGAAAUAUGUGAAUGCUUUUUGAAGUUAUUUCUAAUUGGUACGCAUUGUAAAGAGGUUAGAUAAUUAAUGAUAAAUAAUAAAGGCAUAGUGUCAGAAAUGAUGGGUAUACUAUGAAAUGAAUAUCAUGUUAAAUGAAUCAAAAAAGUCCUUUGACAAGUAAAUUUGGUGUUGCUUUCAGUAUUUUUGUUGUUGUAAAUUUCAGAUUGAACAUAAUGAUGAUUUUGUUAAAUACAUGUCUCAUUUUGGAAUCAAUGUGUAGUUUUAUAGUAUGUGAUUAAUGCUGAUAAUGUGUGUACACAUCCAACAAACACGUAUCGUACAGCAUUUUAAUUUUUACUAGUUUUUACUGCCAUUUUGUUAUUUUCAAGGGAUAUUUUGCUUUUUUAACAAAAAUCAACUAUUGAUGUAUAAUUCUUCAUGCUUUAAACAGGUUGUACAUUUCUUAUAUUUAUGCACUUUUGAAAUAAUUAGAUACUAUUUAUGUUUGUAUCGUUCUCCAAUACAGAAAACCUUAACUUGAAUUAACAGAAUUGCAUAAGGAAUCUCGAUAAUUUUUUCCCGCACUUCUCAGCUACACCAGAAAUAAAUUUGUGAAAGUUAGAAAGAUUAAAAUACAAAAAAAUGAGUUAUUAUGUUUAAACAGAAGCUAAGCCUUAUUAACAUAAUUUUUUAUCUUUGGGGAAUGUUUUUGAAAGAUAGAUGCUAUUUAACCCGAUAUGUGUGCAUAAACACAAAGUCAUGUAUGUAGUGAGAUACUACAGUCAAGUUACGUGUUCAACCAUAUUAGCUGUAUAUUAAUGUUCAUGGUUCUACAAACCAUAUCUAAUUAUUGAAAUAUAUUGAAUAAAACAAUCUUGAUACUUCA